CUGAUACUGCCAGGUAAAGACACCGCACAACAGGAACUACCAAAGUACUACAAAGUCCAAUUCAUUGAGUAUUCCAAGGUCCUAUGCGUAACCAGCAGCCUAUGCAUACUGCUGUUCUGUGUGUCAAUCUUCUGCUUUUCCGGCAUGGGUCGAUCAGCCAUAUGUUUCAGUGCUGAAAGGAAAAGCCAGUCUAGCACAAAAGGUGUCUACCUUAUGCUCUUAGCAUUCCCUUUAAUGACUGUUGUCGUGACUACACAUUUGGACCAAACCAUCCGUCUUCCCAGUGACAUGAUCUGCUGGAGGUUUGUCGUCAGAUCAUCUCCAAUCGAUGCCGUUAUUUUGCUGCGGCUGCUAAACUAACAGGAACCUGACCCUUCAGCCUGCAAUGCUUACGGUAGGAUGAGCAGAUUGCGGACUUAUUUUCAUGGCGGCUUGGGGCGGAAGAUGGCUGACUGAUGAACUUAUAGGAGGAUCUAAGGGGUAUACACUAUUAACUGUUGGUAAUACUCCUGCUGCUGUGAUUCAUGUCCCAGACAAGAAUGGACUCUAGCCGACUGGGCUUGCGCCUUGUCUGAGAGCAUCAUUCUGCAUCAACCGGCCAGAUUUGUCCCGCUCACAGUGAGAUGUCGCCCCUCCAUCCAGGUCAACAGCCUCUCUGUCCUUCAGCAGAAAAUACGCAGAAACUAAGUCAAAUUUUCUGGCGACAGGGUAAGGGAGUGGAUCGCUGCAGGUUGGCGAUUUGAAGCCCAACUGACUGCACCCUGCCGUCCUCAGCAGCGUUGACUCUGCAUCCCGUCACACAGAGAGCAACCCAUACUGGUCGGAAACUGAUUGGACUGCGGAAGCAACAAAAUGCCCGGAUUUUCUCUGGCCGAAUGUCGUCCUGUACAAUACAACGCUAGCAUACAACAGGUCAAUUCAGCCAUCCUCUCCAUACAGGUGAACGGGCAUGAGCGUCCAGGUUCAGGAGUCUUUUGUUUGUGCUCCGCUUUCCUACCCUGGCCCCCUGCCUGUUUGCAUGAUUCCCUCGCUUCAUCCCAUGUCACUGUCAAAUGCAUACCAGAUCUGCUUGCUUGUUCUUAAUAAUGCCAUUCUGACCCCUUGACCUUUUCUGAUCUGUGCGAUCAACCUCCAUCCUCUGUCCUGUGCCCGUCUUAAAGACCUACAUCCUCUUCACGUCUUAGGACAUAACUUGCUGGAUUUUGGUUCGCGCCGCCCCAAGGUUGUCCAUCAGCAGCACAGGAUCCCUCAUCUAAGGCGGACCAUCUUUCGGAAGCUUCUACUGCCUACAUCUGUUCGCCACGGCUGCGCUGUUGGCAUGUAUGAGAUGGAAGUCGACGAUUCACCUCAUCAGUUGGAAGCCUACAACAACAUGAUGGGCUCGCAGCUGCCAGACAUCAUGUCUAGGACGCUCCACGAUCACAACUCACAUCCGUCAACAUCGGAAGCUGCAAGCCUGCCCUUAUUUCAAGGUGGUAUCUUGCAAGAGUUGCACCCUUUGCUCAAAGUGGAGGCUGUAAUGGACGAGACAUUGGAACCGGUGGGAACUGGUCAAGAACAUCACCCUCCACUUGUUUCCACUCAGGUUCAACUCUCAGACCUGGAGUUGGGUCCCACAUGGUUCUCGCAGCAGACUUACCCGACACUUGUCGGCGCUCGUCCCAUGUCGACCACUGCACUCGACAGUUGGCCGUUUCUGCCAUGCUCUGCUGAAUUGACGCCACCGUAUUCAACGUAUCAUUACUUUGACGACAGUGAUGGUCGCAGUCCAUGGUCUUCGUCGCCAGAGUUCGCUCACAGCCAGCCCUUGACCUCGCUUGGUGAAGUUGGAGAGGGAAUCACCGACAAGCCUUACGCAAGGCUGAUUUAUGAAGCUUUGAUGCAAGCACCAGGCCACAAAAUGAUGCUCAGAGACAUAUAUGAGUGGUUUCGCCUCAAUACUACCAAGCCUCAAGAGUCUGGCUCGAAUGGAUGGCAGAACAGCAUUCGACACAACCUCUCCAUGAACCAGGCUUUCGAGAACGACAGGGAAAGCUCCCGAAGUAGCGCGAGAAAGGCCAACAGCGUUUGGAUGUUGACUGAGGACGCCAUCGCCCACGGCGUUCAAUCCACAACCAGAUAUCGAAAGACGGGAGGGGCCAGGAAAGUCACAUCUAAUCGUGCCCCUGCGAUUCAGCGUCAAAGAUCUGGAGCCAGAGGCGGGCGCGCUGCACGUUGGGCAGCGAGGCAGAGGCGCCCAGGAAACUCUCUCCACACAGAAGGCACCACGCCUUCGUGCAGUCCCACUACCCCCUCUCAGUCAGAUGUGAGUGAAUACCAAAGCUUUGAAUACAACGAGCUGCGACCGGCCCUGUUGCAUUGGCCCAUGACGCCGGUGGACGAUAGUCUACAUCUAGCGGAUGGUGCGAUGCAGAAUAUGUGUCUAUCUCCACAGCGGUCAAUCGAUGCUUCGCAGUCUGGCCACAGAGAUGAAGGCUUGCACUCGGAAGAACUGGUGCUGCGUUGUUUGACGGACCGUCAGUCACAUGGGUCAGGGAGCCCCCGGAUUGGUUGAUGAUCGCAGGCAAACCCGCUGUAAGGAUCAAGAUCGGCCCAACCUCGACGUGCGGGGGAUCACGAUGAGAUAGUCGAAGGUCGAUCUCUGUAUGAGCUGCUGAAGUCAAACCCUGGCCCAGUGACUAGGGGCCGGGAAAUGUACCAGGGAGGCUAUGAUUGUUUGUUCAGCUCCACAUAGAACGAGAAAGCGCACCUGUGAUAGACAGGGGUCCUGGGGCUAAUCACUGGAACCUGCCUACUGGGGUGUGAAAUGUGAGAUGCAGUGGUGGAUGGCAAUAUAAUCGAUUAAUUGUCCAAUGCUGUUUUGAAGGCAGCAAGUAGUGACACUACUUGGCCGAAAGACGGAAAUAAAUAAUAAUACUAGAAAUCAUCCCAUUUUCAUGGCGGAUGCUGCCGCCUGUCAAUGUUUCUUUGCACUUCAUUCCUGCCUCACAGCAACCCUGACAUCAACACAAUUGCGGUAGUUGAAUGGACCACCCAAGCUAGACAGGAGUCGAGCUCAGCACGCCGCCGCCACAUUUUUUUACCCUUGAGAGUUGCAAGGUUGUCUAUCGGCAAUCGCUGAGCUAGAGUGGGCAGGAUGGUUCAGCUGCCAUGCCUGCGCUCGCUUCGAUCACGAACCAGCUCUUCCUCUCCUCCGUUUCUACCAGCUACUACGGCCUGUAAAGCGUUCCAAGACAUGCGUGCGCUGGCAAUUUGCCCCUGUCUCGACAAAUCGGCUGACGAUAUCGUUCCGGGAAGCUCGAUCGUGGUGUCAAACGAACCUCUCCCAGAUUCCAACAACUACCUAUUCAAGUUGACAGCAAACUUCUUAGACCCGCAGCCGGGGUUGUCAAUCGGCCUGCAGUAAACGACGCAGAAAAUGCACAUGUAGACAACCCGGGGUUGGCAUUUGACCUGUCGAGCCAAUAUAAUGCUGACGAUUCAAUCAUUCUUCACACUAAUGCAGAGCCUUACGCCGGGGACAAAGCCUUUGCUUCCGCUGAGUCUUAUUCGGCCCUAGUCUUGCCACGUUCAUGGCUUCCUGGAGUGAUGGCGGUGCGGACCGACCAAGGGCGAGAAUGUCCCGCUGAGAGGGAACAAAGGCCAUGUGUUUUCUUUUGCUCACGCUGCAAAUGUGUCGAUGCAGACUCUCGCCUGGGAAACGAAAGCUCUCAAUCUCACACGUGGCGUGACCACAACGAAGCUCCUACCAGAAGGAAACAAAUCUUGCCUCCAGCCUGGGUGUGCGAGAAACAUCUCACGCAGUUGGGGGACGAAGAAUGGAUUGUACUGGUUGACGUGGCUGAAAGACGGCAAUGAGGAUCCCAAUGAGGCCGUGGCUUGCUUCGGCUUGUUUAUUCUCGGAAUUUGCUGACAAUCAGCUUCACCAGGCCGCAUAGUCACAUUGCCACCACGUUUCAGGUAACCUGGUGAUCAAUCCAUCCUCGAGGUUGGGGUUCCAGCCAGAUCUACGCCGUGGAUGUAAACGACAACAGAAAUCUCGGAUCUUGAACCAUAUUCGGAUCUCAGGACGUGAGCUUGCUCUUACAGGUCCAUCACUUUGAUCUCCCUCCAUGGUGAGUCUAAUUGCGGCUGGAACUGUAUCAGAAAGAUGACAACAAUGGAUAUGAUAUGGCACUGAGACGAGGAUGCAUGCCGCGGACGACUGCUUGGGGCCCUAGACAAGACCUCUUCAGUGACCAUUUUGCAAAAUGAAGCCACGCAGCAGCCCGUUUUGCGAAGGUACACGCUGUGCUCCGCACAGGUGCCCCUUGAGCUUCCUUAUCGUACAGAAUACUCCUCGAUGAGUUGUCAGCCUACGAUAUAUUCUCCUGGCGACCGUACGGGCAUAACUAGCCGGACAUUGGUGCAGCUUUGCAUAAGAAAUACCUAUUCUUUGCCUAGCCGAACCAAUGGACGGAAGAUGAUACGCGAGAGCCUACGUCCAACAUGCCUUCAAAGAGCUUUCAAAGAGCGGAGCCGAAUUGUCUGGACCCGUCAUCGACUCAUCCUCCUCGCCCCGUGGCUGGAGUAAUCUCCAACCCCAGCCUGAACCGGAAGAAUUUGAGGAAUACGCUGACGCAAGUUGACCGUUCCAGUGCCAUCCUAUCAUGCAGCUUGCCGUCCAUCCACUUCAGCCCUUGUCAGUCAGAACGUGCUUGACAUAUGCUAGGUAACGUUGGACAACACCAACCUGGGAUUGAUCGGAACAGGAUUGGCCGCAUGACCUCUUGACAUGUCGCCGUUGAAUUUUCUCUGGCUUGUGUAACGACUGCCUGCCAUGCGAAGCAUCCCGCAUGCUGUCUCUUCUUCAUGCCACUACUUCUGAAAGUAAGCCCUACUCCACAAUGACACAAAGUUCCUUCUCGUUCAAUGGCUCGUUGAAAAUCGUAUAGCUGCAUCACAUCGGAAUACUGGCGAGGGAGCGGGAGGUCACCCUUUCCAGCCGAGGCCCUGCCUUCCUUCCCUGGACUGUUGCUGAACCUGACUGGAAUGUUCCCGGUACUGGCGUUACCAGCGUGAAACGAAAGGGGCAUGAGUAUCUCCCACGCCAUCCCGUGAACAAAGAGAGUUGGUCAUCGAAACACUUCACCAGUGUUGUACUAUGACAUCAACUCUGGCGUACCAUCAAAUAGGCGCAGGGUGGACCGCCCUUUAGCUGCUGUAUGGACAAUCUGCAAAAGCACCACUGAGUCGGCCUUCUUCAAUGAGCCGCCAAUGACCAUUCUGAGUAGAUGCCUACACCAAAGAGCCAACCCUAGCGGGGAGCUUCCUUCUCUCAGUGCGCACACACAUGGCUUAGGAGUCAAAAUGGUGUUCUGUUGUGGAAGAACCUGUAUUACCACUGCAUUUCUUCAACAACCCAAAGCCCACACUACUGUCCAACUACCCAGCAGCUUCGAGGGUGGCUGCUGAUGGGGGCAGUGGGCGCGAAUUCUCAAAAACAGUAAAACUUUCGGACUGUGCCUGGAAUGUAUGCAGCCUUCCGGCCUUGCGAGGCGUUGCGUUGCUGUCUGCCCCCUCUUAAAGAGGGAUAUCCCUGCUUUCAGGUCGACGUUGCACAGCCGUACUUCCUACAGAAACAGAAAUCCCCCGACGGGUCCUCAAGAAGCUCGCCUUCGUGGCUGCCAGCAGAUAUGACAGAUUUGACAGCGGCUCUUGUACGACAUCCCCUCAAGAUCAACUUUCCAAGCUCCACGCUUGGAGGGUCUUGGGGAGGGUAUUUCUGAGGUACUCUGUCCUGCAGAGAACAGCUCCAAGGCGUGUGGUAGACUGUGGCAAGUCGUCCAUUUACUGUGGUCACAACGAGCAAAAGGUGUUCGAGGUAGAAAAGAAUGUUAGCGGUCUCCGGGAAAUUUUGCCUCAAUCCUUGCCCGGAAAACCGUUGUGAUCCGUUGUGGUGUCACUUGCUGAACACUCGACAGCUUCCACUUGUGCGUUUGAGCACUGAUAACGACUGAUAGUGGACGCCACGAUUGGUCGGUAGAAUCUUUGUCGUCUUCCGCUUUGUGUGCUGUGGCCGGAAGUUAGGGUGCGAGAAAAGUCCAAUUCGACAUACCUUUCCACGGGCUUGAUCGACCGUGUGUGAUCGCACCCUAUGGUAGCAUAUGGUUCUUGGUUUGGACAGCAGCGUUCACGGGGCACACAGGGACACAAGAGUAAAAUGGCUUAUCACUCGCAAUAAACUCUGGACCAAGCAGACGAAACAAAUUGUCCGUACAGAUUCGACGUACCAAAACUCCAUCUUCUCAUGCACACUAGCACAGUACGACAAUGCAGUAUGUAGGGACAAGGAAAGACCACGGCAAGUCAAAGAUGAUAAAGCAACACAAAAGGCGCUUGGAGAAAAAGGGUAUUUGAGGACCCAAUCAUUCGUGAUGUGACCUUAUUUCGAAACCA
Molecule: messenger RNA, 6438 nt
Organism: Exophiala dermatitidis NIH/UT8656
Lineage: Eukaryota; Fungi; Ascomycota; Eurotiomycetes; Chaetothyriales; Herpotrichiellaceae
Exons: 4
Coding region: 1319-2554 (411 amino acids)
Biological process (GO): regulation of transcription by RNA polymerase II
Molecular function (GO): DNA-binding transcription factor activity, RNA polymerase II-specific; RNA polymerase II cis-regulatory region sequence-specific DNA binding
Source: RefSeq, a predicted model, not a curated record